This is a messenger RNA of Conger conger (European conger), 4666 nucleotides long. RefSeq names its product transcription factor SOX-13-like. Gene Ontology annotation, cellular component: nucleus. NCBI's taxonomy places the organism in Eukaryota, Metazoa, Chordata, Actinopteri, Anguilliformes, Congridae. Gene Ontology annotation, molecular function: DNA-binding transcription factor activity, RNA polymerase II-specific; RNA polymerase II cis-regulatory region sequence-specific DNA binding. The transcript has 15 exons. The record is from RefSeq and is a predicted model, not a curated record. Bases 215 to 2065 code for a protein of 616 amino acids. Gene Ontology annotation, biological process: cell fate commitment; regulation of transcription by RNA polymerase II.
UGGCGGUGUGUUGAUAGCUUACGCUGGUUUACUUUAAUCAUUGCUGUUGUUGCAUUAUAGGUUGAGUAUCUGACACCGCUUUACUUAAGUGUCUCUCCGACAUCCAAGUGUUUAGUGGAACCACGCUUCCAGUGCUGUGAAAUAACAAAUUGCCCAUUCAGAAAACAGGAGAGGAGGAAAAAAAGUCCGCACAGAACGGGUUUCCCUGGAGUGGAUGUGUCAGCCUGCCCCCCCUGCCCUGCGUCUUCAGACCAAUGGCAGUGUGACCAUGGUGGGUGUGGGCGUGAAACUGGAGGAAGAGGAGGGGCCUGGGGAUGCCGGAGAUUUGAGCUUGGAGCCCCAGCGAGUCUCGCCCUGUGAUUGGUCCAUGCAGCCGCCCAAUGAGAAAGCGGAAGUCCGAAUUGGAACCCCACCCAGCACCCACUCUCCCACGGAGGGCUCCCCCAGGAGAGAACACACACACAGGCCAAGCCCCCCGGGUCAGAACGCGGGAAGGGGCAGUAACUACAGAGCUGAUGCUCAGCCCAACGUUGGGGAAGUGGUGCCUACUAUAGAGAAGCUCCUGGGUGGAGACUGGAGGGAGAGGUUUUUGGGGAAGGGAGCUGUGAGUGGCCCUCAGCUGAAAGGCACUCCGGAGAGCCUGGCGGAGAAGGAGCUCCAGCUCCUGGUGAUGAUAAACCAGCUGUCCACCCUGAGGGAGCAGCUGCUGGGGGCCCACUCUGAGCAGCGUAACAUGGCCGCCCUGCUCCUGGAGAAGCAGCAGCAGCAGAUGGAGCUGGCCCGGCAACAGCAAGAGCAGAUUGCCAAGCAGCAACAGCAGCUGAUCCAGCAGCAACACAAAAUCAACCUGCUGCAGCAGCAGAUACAGGUGAGGCACACACAGCAGGUGAACAUGCCUUAUGUGAUGAUCCCUGCCUUCCACCACAAUGCCCAGCCUCUCCCUGUCACCUCUGAGUCACAGAUGAGCCUGCCGCUCCAGCCAAUCCCCUGCAAGCCAGUUGAGUAUCCCAUGCCACUCCUUCCAAACCCCCACUCCGCCCCUGGGAAAAGUGGUACAGUCCACCGACAGGAGACGAGUCAGCCACUCAACCUGACCUCCAAGCCGAAGGGCAUGGAGCUGGGGAAGACGCCCAGCCCUCAGACCCUGGAGCUGGGCUCCGUUCACCUGCAGGGGGGGUACGGGCCCCGGGACCUCCAGCAUAGCCCCCCCCGGCCGCUCAGCCUGGGGUUCCUGGGGGAGGGGGACGUGGUGACCCAGGCCAUUCACGACGCCCGGCAGCUGCUCCGGGGUCCCGGGCCGGCGACCCACGAAAGGAGCCGGGAGAGGGAGAGAGACCUCAUCACGCGCAAGGAGGUGUCCCGGGUGGAUCGGCUGGCCCUUGGGGAGAGGUGUGGAGACCCCCAUGGACACAGAGCUGGCGAAGACCACCACAGCAGUGACUCUGAGGCGGGGACCAUGACGACCCCAGGGCCGGGCUUUGCUGAGGUCCGCACCCCGUCCUCGGGACACAUCAAGAGGCCCAUGAACGCCUUCAUGGUGUGGGCCAAAGACGAGCGGCGGAGAAUCCUGCAGGCCUUCCCCGACAUGCACAACUCCAGCAUCAGCAAGAUCCUGGGCUCGCGCUGGAAGUCCAUGUCCAAUCAGGAGAAGCAGCCGUACUACGAGGAGCAGGCCCGCCUCAGCCGCCAGCACCUGGAGCGUUACCCCGACUACAAGUACAAGCCCCGCCCUAAGCGCACCUGCAUCGUGGAGGGCCGGCGGCUGCGUGUGGGCGAGUACAAGGCCAUGAUGAAGAGCCGUCGCCAGGAGCAACGCGCCUCCUACCCGCCCAGCCAAUCAGAUCAGCAGCUUCAUUAUCCCUCCGGUGACGUUCAGUACCCCAGCCCGCCAGUGUCCAUGGCAACGCUCCCCCUGCACCCCGCCCUGCUGGAGCGGUAUCUGCCCCGGGGCCUGGACCCCCCCCAGCCGCGGCCCCUGGAGGGCCAAGGGGCCCCAGAGAGACACCCCUACAGUGAGGGUGAGGACAGUGACGGGGUUAUCUACUGCAGUGAUCGCAUGGGCUGACGUGCUAUUCAGGGAUCAGAAGAUGAGCUUUGGCCAGAAAACCUUUCAUGUGCACUUUUUCAUUUGUCUUCAUAAAUCCUUCAAUUACUUAAAAUCCUCAUUCUUCUGCUGUAUUACAAAAUGUGCUAACUUGGCCACUGUCCAUUAAUACAUUACAAAAUACAAUACAUUAUAAAUACAAUCUAAAUACUAGACAUUAUAAAUACAAUCUAAAUACUAGACAUUAUAAAUACAAUCUAAAUACUAGACAUUAUAAAUACAAUCUAAAUACAAUACAUUAUAAAUACAAUCUAACCCAGCCCUAGCAGUCACCUCUAUGCAGCCUGUGACUUCUUCUCUCGCUGCUUUCUGUCACUCAUUUUCCUGUUUGCCACACAGGAUUCUGGGAAAUCAGUUGAGACAUUGGUGCUUUUCAGGCCUCCAAUUGUGGAGACCAAGCAGUGUGGCUGAAGCAUUUUAUCAGUUUAUUCUUCUUAUCCACUGCUUUUAAUGUCUUUGGUGAUGUAAGGCAAUGUGGGGCUAGUCCAUUAUGCACAAUGUGAAACUCUUGUGAAGCGUUUAUAUUUCUGGGCAUUCUGCUGUCAGGUGUCAGUCCGCACUUGUGUGUCACUUAAAAUGGCGGCCAAAUCCAGCAACGCAUUUUUGCGCAUUUUGCCACGCCAAUGCUAGUGGGAAACGUUCCAUCAUAAUUAUUUUUAUUUUUGUAGCAGAGAAACAGAACUUAUUGCCAUGUUCUCACUCAUAUUAUUUGAAUUUGCGAUGUAAUUGCAAUGCGCAAGCGUGCAACUUCGUACAAGAGACAGAAAAGUCAGACGAUUCAAAACACUGCCGGUUAUUCAAACCACUGUGGUGUUUUUUUUUUCCCCCAAUGCAAAUUUGUUCCCGUUGCCUCCAUUGUGAUACUGUCAUUGUGUUUAUCGGUUUGCAUUUUAAAAUAGGAGAAAAAUGUUUGACUUGUAAAGCAGGCAGUGAUGAAGUUCUAAUCAAAUGUCAGUUCAUAAGUACAGCAUGUUGGACUUCUACUUCUGCCGUAGGCUUCAGGUGUGGUUUGUACUAUGAACGUUCUGUCUCGAGCCCGGAUGAACCGAGUUUUUACUGGAACGGUCGGUACAGUGGGGUGGUUAAUAAUAAACAUGCGGUUAGCGCUGAGGUAGGGAAGUAUGUCCGCUCAGAGGGAAAGAGGAGAACAGUAUAGCCCCUGUUGGAGAUAUAUUUGUACAUCAAGUAAAGGAAAUGUAAGAAAAAAAGAAAAAAAACCUAUUAUGAAAUAGUCAGAGGAUUCGGUUUCUGCAUUUGGUGGAGGGAAUGGCUUCCCCUUUGGGUCUUUCAGGAAACAGCACCCCCUGCUGACGAGAAUUGGGACAAUAUUUAUUUUCUGUGCGCAUUUUCACAUCUCUACAGAUCUUGUAAUGGCUCCCAUAAUGUUGUAUUACGACUGCAAAAUGGUUCUUAAUUAAGAGCCGGAGAAGGUUCAGGCCAAUGGCUGAGGAGAUGUAUGCCAGCACACCAUUAUGCAUAAAAUGGACCCCCCUGGUACACCCAGUAGCUCUUGACCAUGACCGGCACUGCCCAUGUCUGUUAUUUUCGUUUUCAUAAUUGUUGUUUGUACACAUUUUUUAUCUUUUUACGAGAAGCCACUCUUAUUUUUAGCUGCACUAGACCUGGGUCAAAUGUGUAUUUAAAGUAUUGAAAUUACUUUCAAAUACUUUUGAUAAAAUACAUAGCAUUUGAAUUUAUACAUUAUCUGAAUGCAUUCUGAAGUGAAAUUAUUUAAAUAUUUGUAUUUAGUUACAACUUAUUUGGUCUUCUAGUUUUAUCAUAGUUGGUAGCUACUGUAGAUUAGCAUCAUUGCUGCACUUUUUUAUUCAAAAUAGACUUAAAAGCAGAGCCCCAUUUAUAUUUUCCAAAGCUAAUCAGAAGGCUUUUAUAAGAAAACGGUAAGCAUAUAGAAAAUAUCUCAUAUUGAUGAACAUAAAUUAUAACAUUUUUCCAUACUGUCCAUGAUAGUUUCUUUCCUCCCGUCUUGAGCAGUUUUUGAAAAAUAGUUUCAUGUAACAGUUGAAACUAAAAAAAGUAAAACAUUUUAAAUGACUCGAAUACAAAAUACAUGCUUGGGCCAGUGUAUUGGAAACACUUUGAAUGCAUGCAUUUUUAUUUUCAGUUACAUAUAUUAAAAUACAUUUAUUUGACCCAGAUCUGGAAUCCUCCCAGUAAUUUGAAUGGCCACAUCGAUCUGAGUUUUCAGUUUCUAAUGCAACCAUAGAGUAGAUAUGGAGGUUAUGGGGAUAGCCAUAAAAAUAUAUAUAGAUUUUAUUUUAUUUUUUCCAUCCUCGAGGGUCACUUCUUUUACUUGUGUAGCAAGCUUGCACUCUGUAAAGAUAAGGCUGCCUUGUGUAAUCAAACAGAAAACCAAAAAUAACUAAACCACCUUAUACCAGAAUUGGCCAACUGUUGUAAAACCUCGUGCUGUAAAUAUAGAUAUAGACUUCUAUUUUGUUUAUAAGAGCCUGUGUAAUUUAAAGGUGUACAUUUCCUGGUAACUUUUCCCCAAGCUCUGUGUUUGUUUUUGAACGUAAUAAAUAAAUUUGUAUUGUUGUGCUA